CAUUUAAUCAUGUGCACCUAUCGCAUAUGCGCAAUUUCAAGGUGUUUUGAAUUAAAAGUUGGCGGUGAAUUAAGAAUUUUUUUCUUACAAGAUGGAUCUUCUAGAGACCACGUUAAAAGUGAUCGAAAAUUUGAGUGUUGUGCGUGAAAACUUGAGCUCCUACGAAUUAAAUUUAAAGCAAUGCGAAGAAUACAUAAAUCAGCUGAAAGAAAGCUUGCAAGAAACGCAGUCAGAAAACAUACAAAACUUGGAAAUAUUGGAAAUUAACAACUUGACCAAAAAUGCCUUUAACGAAAAUUGCAGAUUGGUGAAAAAACUUUUUGGUCAAGUGUAUGAUUACGCUCAGGAAAUCGAAAAUAAAUUGAAUAAGAUUUUGCAAGAAGAAAAUGCAUUAAAUGAGUCUUUUAAUGAAAACUCUGAGCGCAUCCAACGAUUAGAAAACACAUUUAUCAAUGAAACUAAACUGUUGGGGAUUUUGGAAAAGGAUGUGGGCGAUAAAGUGGCAAAAGAAUCUCUUGAAAUAGAAAGCACCAUCAGUAACAUCAAAACUGAACAAAAACAAUACGAGGAGUUGUGGAGAGAUGUUAUGGAUGAGUUCGAAAACAAGCAAAAGACGCUUCAGACAAUUAAGCUGGAAACUGAGAUGUUACAAGAUAAAGUAGAUACGGAAAAUCAUCAGGUGGAAACACUUGCUCAAGAAAAUAGAAAGACAAACUUAAAUCUAUUUGAAGAGAUAAAAGACGAAAUCAUCAAAAAGGACAGAUUGCUUGAGUCGGAGACGGAAGAAGUCCUAAUUUUGUCGCACAAAUGUAAGGAAAUAUUUAAAAGUAAAGAAGAGUUUAUACAAAAACAAGCUGAUAUGCGGAAGACUUUAGAAUUACUGAACGUGAAAUGUAUGAACACAGAAGUCUGUUUAAGAGCAACUGAGGCAGAAAAUAAAAAACGAAUUGAGCUUUUACAUUUGGAUAUUGAUUCAAAAACUAAAAUUAUAAAUGACAAGGAAAAUGAACUUUUGGCGUGUGAGGAAAAAAUAAAAACAUUAAACGACGAAGUGGAACAUAUCACAUCAAAAAUUGCGGCACUUGAGAAUGAGCUUCAUUCACUUUCAGGUCAUGCUAAUGAGAACGAGAAAAAAAUUGCCGAAGAAGUAAAUAAUCCAUACAAUUCACAAGAGAUUGAUAGUUUAACAAACAAAUCAAUGGAGUUACGAGAAUUGCUAUCAAAGUGCGAAGAGGAAAUUCGUGAAAAAGAAAAUGAGCUUAACGUAAUAAAGACAGUUCCCAGUUUGGAGUUAUCCGAAAUCAAGAGUAAAAUGCAACAGCUGGAACUGGAAUCUGCUGAAAACAUUGAACUAAAGCAGGCUAUUGAAGAAAAGGUAUUGGAUAAUAAAAAUCUGCAACAAGCUGCUGAAAGCCACCAAAUUGCUUUAAAAGAGUUUGAAAUGAAAAAGAUUCAAUUGAACGCUGACAACGAACUGUGUCAGCAAGAAAUGAAAAACCUGAUCUUGCAAUGUGACAAUAUUGAGAAGGAAAUUCAGCGACUUGAAGCUUCGAAACAAAAAAGUAUCAAAAUAACUCCCACACCUCCUCCUAAGUCUUUGACGCCCAAACGAAUGCCAACUCCACCUAAACGCAAACGUAAAAUUGAUAAUGAAAGCGACAGUGACGUAGACGGCGAGAGACUGAGUUAUGGAGAAUUCAUGUCCAAGAAAACAAAUAAUUCAAAACAAAAAUGGUAAAAAAUAA
Molecule: messenger RNA, 1745 nt
Organism: Tribolium castaneum (red flour beetle)
Lineage: Eukaryota; Metazoa; Arthropoda; Insecta; Coleoptera; Tenebrionidae
Product: putative autophagy-related protein 11
Exons: 4
Coding region: 92-1738 (548 amino acids)
Source: RefSeq, a predicted model, not a curated record